Messenger RNA from Phascolarctos cinereus (koala), 1699 nucleotides. Lineage: Eukaryota; Metazoa; Chordata; Mammalia; Diprotodontia; Phascolarctidae. The record is from RefSeq and is a predicted model, not a curated record.
CUUUGCACAAGCUUCUCAGUCCAGGGGAGCUGUUUCAAAAAGUGAAUCCAAUAUCUGUCAGAAAGAUUUCAGACACUGCUUCUAUGUUGCCUCUGCUCUGGUGUUUCCUCCUUUCCCUCCUCAGGACAGAAAGAGCAGUUUCAGAUUCUUUGUUUGUAAUGAAGAAUAAAAGCACUGAUAUAGCUCCUCUUGGGAACAACGUGACCCUGAAAUGUAACUUGACGAUCCCAGUAGAUGUUCUGCAGAUUACCUGGCAAAAGGUCCAAGGGUCCGUACCAGAAAACAUAGGCACCUACAGCAGCCAGUAUGGUAGAAAAAUUUUCCCACCAUACAAUGAAAGGAUCCACCACAGCAGUGAAGAACUGACAUCGUCAAGCAUGACUAUAUACAAUGUGACCUUGGAGGAUGAUGCAUGUUACAAAUGUCUCUUUAAUGUUUUUCCAAAUGGUAUCCAUGAAGGACAAAUGUGCUUCAGUGUACAAAGUAAAUGGAAAACUAUGUCUGAAUUAAGAAUUGAGUGCCAUCCUCAUCCCAAUGAGGGAAUCCUUAUAGCCAUCUGCUCAGCUACAGGAAAACCUACCCCUCGCAUCACCUUUUCCCAUGAGAGCCUGCUGUUGGAAUCGCCUAAGGAACACAUUGAUCAGAACCCAGACGGCAUAGCUAAUGUCACCAAAUGGUAUAACAUGUCACUGGAGGCUAUGAGAUCUUUGAAACUUUGGAAUGUAUCCUGUGACAUGGAUCAUCCCCUAAAGAAGAUAAAAAAAAUGUUUGUUAUCCUCAGGAAUCAGAAUCCAUUUCCAAUCACUCAUCAUUGAGGGUAUGUGAACACCUGAUAGCAUCUCUCUUCAUGUGCCCAUGAUAUUCAUUAUCUGUUUUCUAAUCUUCAAAAUAAAAAGGAUAAAGAAUACAAAUAAUCACAGCUCUGGUCAAAAUCUUUCCUUUGAGAAACCAAAGAAAGAGAAGCCCAUGGAGCCAGACCCCAAGAAAGAGAAUAUUCUCAAUCACAAUGAGAAAAGCAUGUGAAUAACGAAACUUAUAAGAAAAGAAGAAAAAUGAGUAAAUAAUCUAGAAAAGAAACAGCACAAUGAAUAAUUAUUCUGCAGUGAUAGGAAGUAAGUCAGAAAAAAACUAUGAAAAAGUAAACAUGAUAAUAAAUUCUAUAGGAUUUUAAGAAGUAAUGGAACAACAGAAAGAAACUGCAGAAAAGUUUAAAAAGAACACUUAAAGGAAAAUAUGAAAAACAAGAAAUUUAGGAAAAAAUCAGUAAGAUGAACAAUGGAGUAGAAAUAUUAGAAUUCAUGAUGGAAUAUCUCUCCAAAAGGAUGCUCUGAAAAAAGAGAAUAACAUAUUUGGAACUCAAAAAUAGAAAACUGAAAGAACAUUUUGAAAAAUAACCAUAAAAUAAGCAAUAUUGGAAAAACACUUUAGUUAUGGGCAAACCAAAGUUACUGACCUUGAAGAAAGGAUAUUCAGAAAUAAUUUAAAGAUUCUAACAAUCAUGAGGGGGAAACUGACAAAUUUAAAAGCUACAGCAGGAAAUAGUGAAAUAAAGUGGUCCCAAACAUAGUGAAACUAGAGGGCAAAGCGCAUAUUGGAAGACUCUAAGAUGAUUGAUAAGGCAGCUAAGUUGUGCAGUGGAUAGAGUGCAGGGCUUGGAGUCAGGAAGAUGUAAAUUCAAAUCUGGCCUCAGACACUUAGU